AUGCUACACACAAGAAAGAUGCUGGAUAUCUUGAGGAAUGCUCAAGCCAUUCAUCUACGUGAUCCAGAAGAGACUCCAGAUACUAACCACAUAAGCAACCCGGAGGCGCCAAAAGCUUCCUCUCCAGUGUGUAGGCGUUCUCACUGUUUCUUAGUGACCAGGCCUCAUGAAGCAGUGGACCAAAUCCACCAGCUUUGCGACCAGUGGCUGCAGACAGAAACCCUCACCAAGCAGCAGAUGAUAGACCAGCUGAUGCUGGAGCAGUUUCUUUCCACCAUGCCCAAGGAGAUUCAGACAUGGGUGAUGUCAAAGCAGCCUAAGAACAGCAGGGAGGCAAGCAUCCUCCUCGCAAACCUGGUCCUGGUGCCUGGAGAGGAAGGUUCCCCUGCUCAGGAGAUGUCCCCAGAAGAAAAGAUGGAAACUGAAGAAGAGCAGACGCAGAACGCAGCGAUGUCAGACAGCCUGCCGUCUCCUGGGCCCCAGGAGUUGGUGACUUUCGAGGAUGUGACUAUAGAGUUCAGCCCAGAGGAGUUAAGCUACCUUAGUGCUUCUCAGAGGGUCUUGUACCAGGAGGUGAUGUUGGAGAAUUACCAGAAUCUGGUCUUUAUAGGAAACCAGUUCCCUAAGCCUGACAUUAUUUCACUUCUGGAAAGGAAGUCAAAAGCAAUGGAGGAAGACAGCAAUAGAGCACUUCAAAGAAACCAGUUCCCUAGGCCUGAGAUUAUUUCACACCUGGAAGAGGAGGAGCCUCAAGCAAUGGAGGAAGACAACAACAGAGUAACCAUUAAAAGAGAAUCUUCUGACGAUCCAUUGGAACCACAGCAGGACAACCAGGAAGAGCAGGUCCUCAGUCCUGUGACAGAGAGUGACACCGGGACCUUCCCUGAGGAAGGAGGCCUUGGCGGUGAGGAAGAUGAGGAGCGCUCUGAUCUCUCCAGUCCUCAGGGAAUGGAGCCCCUGGAAACCUCGACUCCUGGAACCAGCGCCAGCCCUGAGCCGAUGGAACCCAUCAGAUGCAGUGUGUGUCAGAGAGUCUUUAAGACCCAAGCAGGCCUCAGGAUGCACGAGUCAUUCCACUUAGGAAUACGGCCCUUUAAAUGUUCCCAUUGUGACACAGCCUUCUUCCUCAAGCCCCACCUCAACAGACAUCUCAGGAGUCAUUAUGUUACGAGUCUACCUUCUUCCUUAGGAAACCAGUUCCCUAGGCCUGAGAUUAUUUCACACCUGGAAGAGGAGGAGCCUCAAGCAAUGGAGGAAGACAGCAACAGAGUAACCAUUAAAAGAGAAUCUUCUGACGAUCCAUGGGAACCACAGCAGGACAGCCAGGAAGAGCUGGUCCUCAGUCCUGUGACAGAGAGUGACACCGGGACCUUCCCUGAGGAAGGAGGCCUUGGCGGUGAGGAAGAUGAGGAGCGCUCUGAUCUCUCCAGUCCUCAGGGAAUGGAGCCCCUGGAAACCUCAACUCCUGGAACCAGCGCCAGCCCUGAGCCGAUGGAACCCAUCAGAUGCAGUGUGUGUCAGAGAGUCUUUAAGACCCAAGCAGACCUCAGGAGGCACGAGUCAUUCCACUUAGGAAUACGGCCCUUUAAAUGUUCCCAUUGUGACACAGCCUUCUUCCUCAAGCCCCACCUCAACAGACAUCUCAAGAGUCAUCAUGGUGAAAGGCCUGAGGAGUGUAAUGUAGCUUGUAAAAGCCCCUGGGUGGGUGACAAGAGUCAGGCCGAGUUCUAUGAAUGUCUCGAGUGUGGCAAAGCUUUCAUCCACCGGGUGCAUCUCUCUCAGCAUGUCAGAGCCCAUGAGUUGACAAAGUCUCUUUCCCCUGCGAUGCACCGUAGGACACAUGUCAUUCGCUAUCAGCGGAAACAUGGCUAUGUGGGGGAGAGAGCCUGCCAGUGCUGUGACUGUGGCCGAGCUUUCAGUCAGAGCUCCUAUCUGGUCCAGCACUGCGGAGUUCAUGCUCAUGAUAUUCCUUACCAAUGCCAGCUCUGUGGGAUGUGUUUCACCAACCCCUCCCACCUCACUCAGCACUACCAGCUCAAUCCACCAGAGAUACCAUUUGGGGGGGAGCUAAAUUUCGAAAUCCGCAACAAGUAUGAGUUCCCUGAAUUCAGUGACACAAUCCCCUGCAUCUUCAAUGGAAACCAGUUCCCUAGGCCUGAGAUUAUUUCACACCUGGAAGAGGAGGAGCCUCAAGCAAUGGAGGAAGACAACAACAGAGUAACCAUUAAAAGAGAAUCUUCUGACGAUCCAUGGGAACCACAGCAGGACAGCCAGGAAGAGCUGGUCCUCAGUCCUGUGACAGAGAGUGACACCGGGACCUUCCCUGAGGAAGGAGGCCUUGGCGGUGAAGAAGAUGAGGAGUGCUCUGAUCUCUCCAGUCCUCAGGGAAUGGAGCCCCUGAAUACCUCGACUCCUGGAACCAGCGCCAGCCCUGAGCCGAUGGAACCCAUCAGAUGCAGUGUGUGUCAGAGAGUCUUUAAGACCCAAGCAGACCUCAGGAUGCACGAGUCAUUCCACUUAGGAAUACGGCCCUUUAAAUGUUCCCAUUGUGAUGCAGCCUUCUUCCUCAAGCCCCACCUCAACAGACAUCUCAAGAGUCAUUAUGGAAACCAGUUCCCUAGGCCUGAGAUUAUUUCACACCUGGAAGAGGAGGAGCCUCAAGCAAUGGAGGAAGACAACAACAGAGUAACCAUUAAAAGAGAAUCUUCUGACGAUCCAUGGGAACCACAGCAGGACAGCCAGGAAGAGCUGGUCCUCAGUCCUGUGACAGAGAGUGACACCGGGACCUUCCCUGAGGAAGGAGGCCAUGGCGGUGAGGAAGACGAGGAGCGCUCUGAUCUCUCCAGUCCUCAGGGAAUGGAGCCCCUGGAAACCUCGACUCCUGGAACCAGCGCCAGCCCUGAGCCGAUGGAACCCAUCAGAUGCAGUGUGUGUCAGAGAGUCUUUAAGACCCAAGCAGGCCUCAGGAGGCACGAGUCAUUCCACUUAGGAAUACGGCCCUUUAAAUGUUCCCAUUGUGACGCAGCCUUCUUCCUCAAGCCCCACCUCAACAGACAUCUCAGGAGUCAUUAUGGAGAAUCUUCUGAAGAUCCAUGGGAACCACAGCAGGACAUCCAGGAAGAGCAGGUCCUCAGUCCUGUGACAGAGAGUGACACCGGGACCUUCCCUGAGGAAGGAGGCCAUGGCGGAGAAUCUUCUGACGAUCCAUUGGAACCACAGCAGGACAACCAGGAAGAGCAGGUCCUCAGUCCUGUGACAGAGAGUGACACCGGGACCUUCCCUGAGGAAGGAGGCCUUGGCGGUGAGGAAGAUGAGGAGCGCUCUGAUCUCUCCAGUCCUCAGGGAAUGGAGCCCCUGGAAACCUCGACUCCUGGAACCAGCGCCAGCCCUGAGCCGAUGGAACCCAUCAGAUGCAGUGUGUGUCAGAGAGUCUUUAAGACCCAAGCAGGCCUCAGGAUGCACGAGUCAUUCCACUUAGGAAUACGGCCCUUUAAAUGUUCCCAUUGUGACACAGCCUUCUUCCUCAAGCCCCACCUCAACAGACAUCUCAGGAGUCAUUAUGGAAACCAGUUCCCUAGGCCUGAGAUUAUUUCACACCUGGAAGAGGAGGAGCCACAAGCAAUGGAGGAAGACAACAGAGUAACCAUUAAAAGAGAAUCUUCUGACGAUCCAUUGGAACCACAGCAGGACAACCAGGAAGAGCAGGUCCUCAGUCCUGUGACAGAGAGUGACACCGGGACCUUCCCUGAGGAAGGAGGCCUUGGCGGUGAGGAAGAUGAGGAGCGCUCUGAUCUCUCCAGUCCUCAGGGAAUGGAGCCCCUGGAUACCUCGACUCCUGGAACCAGCGCCAGCCCUGAGCCGAUGGAACCCAUCAGAUGCAGUGUGUGUCAGAGAGUCUUUAAGACCCAAGCAGGCCUCAGGAUGCACGAGUCAUUCCACUUAGGAAUACGGCCCUUUAAAUGUUCCCAUUGUGACGAAGCCUUCUUCCUCAAGCCCCACCUCAACAGACAUCUCAAGAGUCAUCAUGGAAACCAGUUCCCUAGGCCUGAGAUUAUUUCACACCUGGAAGAGGAGGAGCCACAAGCAAUGGAGGAAGACAGCAACAGAAUAACGAUUAAAACCUUCUUCCUCAAGCCCCACCUCAACAGACAUCUCAGUCAUUAUGGUGAGAGGCCCAAGGGGUGCAAUGUGGGCAAGAAACCUUCCCCCAAGCUUGCACAAAUCCCUGGUUCGGUGACAAGUAAGGGUCAGGCCAAGUUCUAUGAAUGUUUUGAGUGUGGCAAAGCUUUCAUCCACGAAGUGCAUCUCUCUCAGCAUCUCAGAGCCCAUGAGUUGGCAAAGUCUCUUUCCCCUGCGAUGCACCAUAGGACACAUGUCAUUCGCUAUCAGCGGAAGCAUGGCUAUGUUGGGGAGAGAGCUUGCCAGUGCUGUGACUGUGGCCGAGCUUUCAGUCAGAGCUCCUAUCUGGUCCAGCACUACCGGAUUCAUGCUCAUGAUAUUCCUUACCAGUGCCAGCUCUGUGGGAAGUGUUUCAGCCACCCCUCCCACCUCACUCAGCACUACCAGCUCCAUCCUCCAGAGAUACCAGUUGGGGGGAGUUAG
Molecule: messenger RNA, 4602 nt
Organism: Nannospalax galili (Upper Galilee mountains blind mole rat)
Lineage: Eukaryota; Metazoa; Chordata; Mammalia; Rodentia; Spalacidae
Product: zinc finger protein Xfin
Exons: 20
Coding region: 1-4602 (1533 amino acids)
Biological process (GO): regulation of DNA-templated transcription
Source: RefSeq, a predicted model, not a curated record